AUAAGCAAGGCAAAGAAAUCAGCUUCUUCUUUUCGGAUUCCUUCCACUUUUUACGCUUCGACACAUUUUCUUUCUCGAAAAUAUCUUCACAAAAUCAAGCUUUUUCUGUUCUUUCAAGUAGUUUUAGUUUUUAACUUUUUUUAACUUUAAAUUUUUAUAUCAUUUGAAGAUUGGAUUUUUAAUUCUUUUUUUCUUUCCGAUUCCUCGAGAACUUUCAAAAGGGGCUUCUCUGAUGUGUUUCCCCAACUGGGUUUGAUGAAAAAUUCGUCAACCCCAAUUGGGUCGGAACAAAAAGUCAAUCAAAAGUUGGAGUUUUUACACCUGCUCUUUCAAAAUCUUGACUUUGAAAUCGCGUAAACAGUUUCGUGUACUCCUUCAUUGAGAUUGCUUAAGAUAUUUUCCGGGAUUUCCUUUUAAUGUUAACACGUGAAAGAUUUUGAAUUUUCUCCUCCUUCUUUCUUCCCAAUCCAUCUGCCAGAUUCUGCUCUGAAUUUAAAGAGUUAAAGAUCAAGCUUUUCUUUUUCUUUGUUUCUUUACUGCUGGAUUAGAUUAUAUUUUAUUAACCCAGAGGGAAAGAGAUGGAGGAGUUUAAAUUAUGUAAAUUUUGGGUUUUAGCUGUAAAAAAAUGGUGCUUUUGAUCGCUUUGGGAUCUUAUCUGAUCUGUGGGAUUGCUCUGUUAGCAUUCAGAAUUCUGCCUUCUGUUGAUUCUUUUGGAGUAAAAAACUUGAUUGACUAUGAGCAGAUAACCUUACACGUUAUGGGUUGGCUUAGCAAGAUUUUUAAAGGCUCGAGCCACAAGAUAUCGGAGGAGCAUUGUCAUGAGUCUCAUGACAAUAAUGACGAGGAUCCAAAUAGCUAUGGACCUUCUUGUUCAGGGGAGGUCUGGUCAGAAAACGAGAAUGAAGAAAUAGAUCGUGCUAUUGCACUAUCUCUUUUAGAAGAAAAUCAAAAAGGAAAAAAUGUGAUUGGCUCUGAUUCUCAGUUGCUAGAAGAUGAACAACUUGCCAGAGCUCUACAAGAAAGUCUGAAUGUGGAAUCUCCUCCCCGACAUGGUAAUGGAAAUGGAAAUGGAACUACGUAUCAACCUUUCCUUCCUCCCCGGCAUGGAAAUGGAAAUGGAAAUGGAACUACGUAUCAACCUUUCCCUCCUCCCCGGCAUGGAAAUGGAAAUGGCAAUACAUAUCAACCUAUCCUUCCUCCCCGAUAUGGAAAUGGAAAUGGAAAUGGAAAUGGAAAUACAUAUCAACCUAUCCCUCCUCCCCGAUAUGGAAAUGGAAGUUCAUACCCUAUCCCCAUGGACUACCCAAUGGGCUCCAGGGUUUGUGCUGGUUGCAAUGCUGAGAUUGGUUUUGGACGGUAUUUAAAUUGCAUGAAUGCAGUUUGGCAUCCAGAAUGUUUCCGCUGUCGUGCAUGCAACCAACCAAUUUCUGAUUAUGAGUUUUCUACAUCUGGGCAUUAUCCUUACCAUAAAGCUUGCUACAAGGAUAGCUACCAUCCGAAAUGUGAUGUUUGCAAGCACUUUAUUCCAACAAACCCUGCUGGUCUUAUUGAAUAUAGGGCACAUCCAUUUUGGGUCCAAAAAUACUGCCCUGUUCAUGAAAUUGAUAAUACUCCUCGGUGUGGCAGUUGUGAGCGAAUGGAGGCCCGAGACACAAGAUAUGUACCCCUUGAUGAUGGUCGGAAGCUCUGUCUAGAGUGUUUGGACUCUGCAGUCAUGGAUACCAGUGAAUGCCAACCCCUAUAUCUCGAUAUUCAGGAAUUUUAUGAAGGUUUAAAUAUGAAGUUGGAGCAGCAAGUUCCACUGCUCUUGGUUGAAAGACAAGCGCUAAAUGAAGCAAGAGAUGGAGAAAGAAAUGGCCAUUAUCACAUGCCUGAGACUAGAGGGCUUUGCCUUUCUGAGGAACAAACUAUUAGCACGAUUUCAAAGCGGCCACGUUUUGGGGCAGGACACCAAGCCACGGGAUUGAUAACAGAGCCCUACAAGCUAACUCGUCGCUGUGAGGUGACCGCAAUUCUAAUCUUGUAUGGUCUUCCAAGGUUGCUGACUGGGUCUAUUCUAGCUCAUGAGAUGAUGCAUGCAUGGCUGCGGCUUAAAGGUUACCGACCUCUUAGUCAAGAUGUCGAAGAAGGUAUCUGUCAAGUUUUAGCUCACAUGUGGCUAGAGGCCGAGCUUAUGUCUGGCUCAGGUAGCAAUGCUGCAUCAACCUCGUCUUCCUCCUCUUCGAGGACAUCAAAGAAGGGUACAAGAUCGCCGUUUGAGAGUAAGCUCGGGGGGUUCUUUUUACACCAGCUCGAAACUGACAUGUCCCCGGUGUAUGGAGAUGGAUUCAGGGCCGGUCAACAGGCAGUGCAGAAAUACGGGCUUCGAAGUACCCUAGAACAUAUUAGAAUGACAGGGGUGUUUCCUUAUUGAGGACUGAAUCCUUGAGUUUUUUGGGUGCUUCCGAAUCUUUUCUUUCCCACAUUGUUAUAGCUUUGGCCUUUUCAUAUUAGAACCCAGAGGCCAAGAGUGCAUAGGAAUUGACUCUAGAGUGUUACGUAGUUCUUGUGAUUGUGGCUGUAUGCCAUGAAUCAAUUCAUUGAUUUGAUUUACUCUUUUUCUCCCGUUGCACAAUUUGCAGAAUUUUCGGUCUCUACUUGUGGAGGACUUCCAUAUAACGAGAAAUUAUUUAGUGCCGGGCGCACGUUCUGGUA
Molecule: messenger RNA, 2694 nt
Organism: Malus domestica (apple)
Lineage: Eukaryota; Viridiplantae; Streptophyta; Magnoliopsida; Rosales; Rosaceae
Product: protein DA1-like
Molecular function (GO): ubiquitin binding
Source: RefSeq, a predicted model, not a curated record